This is a messenger RNA of Penicillium argentinense, 1605 nucleotides long. RefSeq lists its product as uncharacterized. The transcript has 2 exons. The coding region runs from base 1 to 1605 and encodes 534 amino acids. Gene Ontology annotation, biological process: transmembrane transport; carbohydrate transport. Gene Ontology annotation, cellular component: membrane. Gene Ontology annotation, molecular function: carbohydrate:proton symporter activity. The record is from RefSeq and is a predicted model, not a curated record. Lineage: Eukaryota; Fungi; Ascomycota; Eurotiomycetes; Eurotiales; Aspergillaceae.
AUGGACUUCCACCUCGAAAAACCCAACGCCUCCUUCGUCGAAGACACAGACCACCAACUCGGCCACAUAGCCAACCAAGAAGACCACGAACUAACAAAGUGGCAAUCCCUCCGCAAAUACCCCUGGACCUUUACCUGGUGCAUCUACGCCGUCUGGUGCAUCCUGCUCGUGAGCUUCGAGAACCAAGCCUCGGGCAACGUGACCGGCAUCCCAGAAUUUCGCAAAGACUUCGGCCACUACUAUGCCGGCAGCUGGGUGCUGGAAGCAAAGUGGCAAUCCGCAUUCAGCGGCGCUCCUGUUGCGUCGGCGGUCGUGGGUGCGUUGUGUUCGGGUCAGAUUGCCGAUACGAUCGGGCGCAAGAUUACUAUCUUUGUUGCGUUGUUGAUUAGUGUUGCCGCCGUGACGUUGGAGUUUCGUGCAACGACGAACGAGAUGUUUUUGGGGGGGAAGUUUUUGAAUGGGUUUGCGGUUGGGGCGUUGGCUUCGGUGCCGAUUACCUAUAUUGGCGAGAUCGCGCCUCUCGCUCUUCGCGGUGUCCUCACCUGCCUCACGGCUUUGGCCUAUGUCAUCGGUCCAUUGGUGGUGGCCCUCAUCACCAACUCGACAGGAACAUACACCAACCGCUGGGCCUACCGCGCCGUCUUCGUAGCGCAAUACGGCUACGCCGCAAUCGCACUAGCCUUCAUCCCCUUCAUGCCCGAGUCACCCUGGUGGAUCGUCUCAAAGAACCGCGACGAAAAAGCUCUCACGUCGCUGCGCAAACUGGGAUACACGGAAGAAGAGCGGAUCAAGAAGAUUGCUUUGAUCAAAAACACCCUCGAAGAAGUACGCCGUGAAACCGAAGGCGCGACCUACCUCGAAUGUUUCCGCCGCUCAAACCUCCGCCGGACCAUCGUCUCGAUCAUGCCGAUGUGCAUCCAGGCAUUGUCCGGUGUGAUUUUCGCGGCCGGCUAUUCAACGUAUUACAUGCAGUUGGCCGGGUACAGCACGGCGAUGAGUUUCCGUCUUCAGAUUGUACAGCAAAUCAUGUCGCUGAUUGGGAAUAUCAUGUCGUACUUCGUGAUUGAUCGUGUCGGACGUCGGAACGUCAUGGUUUACGGGUUGGGCAUCCUGACCGCAAUUCUUAUGGUUACUGGUGGACUUGCAGUCGUGGGAUCCGACACUUCAAAUGCCAGCGCCGGCGGCGCCAUCAGGGGGACUGUGGCCUUGAUCUUGGUCUACUGCUGGUGGUACAACCUGACCAUUGGCGCGGCGGGAUAUACCAUUCUUGCAGAGGUGUCUACAUCACGACUGCGCAUCAAGACAAUUGCUAUUGGGAUGGCGUUGCAGAAUGCGCUGUAUACGAUGUGGUCGUUUGUUCUACCCUACCUGUUUAACCCCGAUGAGGCAAAUCUCGGUGCCAAGGUCUCGUUUAUUUUCGGGGGGCUUUGUGUGAUCUGUUUGGUGUAUCUUUGGUUUUGCCAGCCUGAGACGGCGGGUCGUACAUAUGGGGAGCUGGAUGAAAUGUUCAUGAAGAGGGUUCCGGCGAGGAAGUUCAAGGGAUAUCGAACUGAUGCAGAGGCUUUGGGGGUUGCGGCUAUGGAGGGUAUUAAUACGCAUGUUUGA